AGCCUGGUUGUCCGCAGGGUUCAAAAAUAAAGGCACUGUCCUCCCAACCAAAGCAUCGCCUCUAUUAUUUAAUAAUUGUCCAAGCCCUGCCAUGUUGGGGCAGGUGUACCAGUCGGGCUUCAUCUCGCUGCUUUACAGCGUCGGCCCGCGGCCGCUACAGCUGUGCGAGAAACACGAGGAGGUGCCUGGAAGUAUACGACGCGUGCUUGAUGAAGAUGUGCAGUCAUCCGUAGUGGAGCUUUUAGCUGACAACCUCGUGUAUACUUGGCUGCGGAUUCCUUAUGGUGGACAUGAGCAGCAGCAAGAGCCGUUGCUGGCGUUGCCUUCGUUGCAUAUUCGACUGCGGCACCUGGUCCUGGUGCUCAAGAACCUCGACCAGCACGUAUCGCUAGAGGUUCACGUGGCAGACGACCGUGGCUCAAGAAGACGUUUCCGCUUCUCCACGUUCCAAAAGAAGAGUAUCGUGCACUCUCAACUUGCUCUACUGCCGCUACACCUGGACAGCGGCUGGAAUCAACUGCAGUUGGACUUGGACGAGCUUAUGCAUAGUUGCUACAAUGUCCGAUACGGACAUGCGAUUAGUGUACAGCUUCACGCGACCUGCCGAGUACGCCGGAUCUACUUUGCUGAAAAAAUGUACUCUGAAGCGCAACUACCGCCCGAGUUUCGGCUGUUCAAGCGGCUUAGCAAGGGGCAGAUGCAACGAUUUCGCGAGCAUGAUCGGCAAAGGAGGAACACACAAGCGAGUAGCAAGUGAUUCCAAGCACUUGUUUUGAUCAGCAACACAUAACACAGCUUUGCUUUCAUGUG
Messenger RNA from Phytophthora nicotianae INRA-310, 810 nucleotides. RefSeq lists its product as hypothetical. The record is from RefSeq and is a predicted model, not a curated record. The transcript is spliced from 2 exons. Gene Ontology annotation, cellular component: motile cilium; ciliary basal body. Bases 92 to 757 code for a protein of 221 amino acids. Gene Ontology annotation, biological process: regulation of cilium beat frequency involved in ciliary motility; positive regulation of cell motility; cilium assembly. NCBI's taxonomy places the organism in Eukaryota, Oomycota, Peronosporomycetes, Peronosporales, Peronosporaceae.